CAUGCGCAGUGAGGUGUGUACAUUCUUGAGCGAAAAAUGAUGGCGAUUAUCCAGACGCUUCAAGAGCUUGUGCCCGCGUAUGGAUGGAGGUGGCCGUGAAAACUAACAACACUUGUGGUGAAAAGUAGUUUGCUUGAGAAUAUCGCAAUAAGUCUCAACCCUGAACAUUUUCAGACGUGGGAAAAAGCUAGUGGAUAGGGUUGAGGCUGUAAACUUGUGUAAUAUUGAAGCGUAAAAGAGCCACGUAGCUUAUAGAGCUCCAGAUCACACACACACACACACUGGCCUAGUGCUUUUAAACCACACACACACACACACUCUAACCAACCAACCAACCCGGAGAAGAGGAGUGUUCGAGUGAAUACUGAAUAGGAAAUAAAGACAAGCGAAACGAGCUGUUGGAGUGAGCAGUGCCUCUCCUGUAGUGUGAAUGAGGGUGUCAUGGCUGACCACACCUCCCAACUGGAGUCCGGCCAGUUACUCAGCCCAGACAUCCCAAUGCUCAACUCCCCGCCACCCCCUCCACACCCGGCCAACAUUGUCAAUGGAGACAGACCACAACAGGUAAUCUUGGUGCAAGUAAACCCAGGAGAGGCCUUCACAAUCCAGCGAGAUGAUGGUCAGUUUCAGUGUAUCACAGGUCCUGCUCAGGUUCCCAUGAUGUCCCCAAAUGGUUCAGUGCCUCAAAUCUAUGUGCCUCCUGGAUACGUUCAACAGAUCAUUGAGGAGAACGGAGUGAGGCGUGUUUUGGUCUUACCUCAAACGGAGUUUCAUCCGGGGGGCCAUUCGCCGCUUCACCACCCGCACCCUCCACCGCCCCACGCCCACCUGCAGGCCUUCAUCCCCCACCCACACAUCAUGCACCAUCCCCCUCACCUAUACUCAGGCAUGGCUGGAGGAACCGGUGACAUGAGCGCACAGUACAUCUCCCAGUACCACCCAGCACACACCACCAUCUACUCAGAGCAGGAUACUCACCCACCACAUGGACGUGCAGCAUUUUCUCACAGGGAUGAAAGGGCUAGCAAAACCUACGAGCGCCUGCAGAAGAAGCUGAAGGAGAGACAGGGGGUGGGUGGAGGAGUUGGUGGAGGUCUGGCCCCCUCCAAAGACAGCCCCCCUCCCUCCCCACAGAAGAACCUGGGGAUGCCGCCCACAGAAGGGGAUAUCCAGAACGGGCUAGGGUGUAAGGGCACAGAGGAGCAGACAGAGCCCACCACUACUGUCACCAGCCUGGGCAAAAGCCCGCCAGCGAGAGGGAAGGAGGCAGAGUCUGGAGAACUGGAUGAAGAGGCCAAAGCUCUUCAGGAACGAUUAAACUCCAUCUGCAAGCCAGUGGUGACUGAUAUCCAGGCCAGAGGGGCUAGUUUGAGUUGGGUGGCCCCAUCAUGGAAAGAAAGUGACAAGGAGCCGAAAGAGGGAGAGGAAAGCCCUGCAGAGCCCAGCUUCACUUACGAGGUCUCUGUCUCAUACAACGGCAAGGACGCGAAGUACAAGACCACCUACAGUGGAGUGGAACUGAGUGCAACCUUACAAGACUUAAGACCAGCAACAGACUACCAUGUCAGGGUACGGGUCAUGUGUGACUGUUUACAAGGUGUUCCUUCAGAGCCCGUGAGCUUCACCACUCUGAGCUCUGAGCCUGACACCCCCAGCCCACCACGCAAAGCCAGCGGCACCAAGAGCAGCCUUGUCCUGCAGUGGAAGGCCCCUUGUGACAAUGGUUCCAAAAUCCAAAGCUAUAUUCUUCAGUGGGAUGAGGGGAAGGGUACUGGUGUGUUUGAGCAGUGCUUCUAUGGCCCUCAGAAGCAGUACAGACUCUCCAAGCUCUUGCCAGCUUCCAGAUACUCCUUCCGACUGGCAGCCAAGAAUGACAUGGGGGUCAGUGAGUUCAGUGAAGCCGUUCCCAUCAUGACGUCAUGCAGUGUGCCCGCUGCACCUCAGAGCCCUGAGCUGGUUCAGCUCGGGGUCACGUGGCUAUGUCUGCGGUGGCACAGACCGGCUGGCUCGCCCAGAGAGGACGACAUCGGCUAUGUGCUGGAGAUGGAGGAGGAGGGCUCAGGUUAUGGGUUCCAGGCCAGUUAUGAUGGUGAUGAGCUCUCACACACCAUCAGAAACCUUCACAGGAGCACUACAUACAGGUUCAGGGUUAUUGCCUAUAAUGCAGAAGGGAAAAGUAACCCCAGCCCCGUGUCUGAGUUCACCACCGCCCCUGACAGACCAGGCUGCCCCUGCAGACUCUCAGUGAAGGGCAAACCUCAUCCGACCAGCUUCCGUCUGACCUGGGAUCCUCCCAAAGAUAACGGCGGUUCAGACGUCACAAAGUACGUGGCGGAGCUGUCUGAUGAUUUAAGUGGUUUCUCUUGGAAUCAGGUGUACAGUGGUUCGGCUAUGGAGUGUUUGUGUGACGGUCUGAGCCCUGGAUGUUCAUACCAGGCCAGAGUCCACGGUAUCAGUGCUGGAGGAGAGAGCCCGAUGACGGAGGCCCUGCAGGUCCAGACCCCACCUGUUCCUCCUGGUCCCUGUCAGCCACCCAGGGUGGUGGGUAAACCCAAAGCGAGAGAGGUGCAGUUACGCUGGGCUCCCCCUCUGGUGGAUGGAGGUAGUGUGGUAUCUUCAUACAGCGUGGAAAUGUUCGCUCCCCAGGCAGAGGACGGCAGGGAGGUGUACCGGGGCUCAGAACUGGACUGCACGGUGGGCAGUUUACUACCUGGCAGGAACUACAGCUUUCGGCUCCGAGCCGCCAACAAAGCUGGGUUUGGGCCAUUUUCGGAGCACUCAGAUGUCACAACAGGUCCAGGGGCCCCUGAGUCAUGUCGACCCCCUCAUGUCAACUGUAAAUCACCGACGUGUGCUGUGGUCAGCUGGGAGGUUCCUCACUGUAAUGGUGCAGCUGUGUCAGAGUAUCGUCUGGAGUGGGGGGCAGCAGAGGGCAGUAUGCAGAUUUGUUACACCGGUGCUGCUCUGUUCCAUGAGUUAAGGGGUCUGCUGCCUGCCACCAGCUAUUUCUGCCGGGUACAGGCAUUGAAUGUUGCCGGUGUGGGGCCAUUCAGCGAUGCUGUGCUCUGUCAGAUGCCCUGCUCUGUCCCUGCUGCAGUCAGCAGCGUUCAUGCUCUCCGUGAGUCAGAGAUGAGAGUGGAGGGCCGGGUCACAGAGAGUGCCGAGGAGGAUGAGGAAGAAGAAGAAGAGGAGGAUGAAGAGGCCUCUCCUCUCCUCUACUCGCCCUCCACCUGCCUGGGGCUGCGCUGGGAGGUGCCAUGCGAUCACGGAGCGGAGAUCACAUCAUAUCUGAUCGACAUGGGAGAGAGACAGCCCAUCCUCACUGGACCCGUAACCAAAUAUAUCAUCCAGAACCUGCAGCCCGACACCACUUACAGGAUAAGGAUCCAGGCUCUGAACAGUCUGGGUGCAGGUCCCUUUAGUCACACCUUUAAACUGAAGACCAAGCCACUGCCACCCCUCCCUCCACGCCUGGAGUGCACCGCCUCCAGUCACCAGACCCUCAGGCUCAAGUGGGGUGACAGCCCGGGCAAGGCCCAACCCACCGAUUCCUUACAGUUCCAUCUCCAGAUGGAGGAUAAAAUUGGGAGGUUUAUAUCCUUAUAUAAAGGACCCUGCCACACUCACAAAGUGCAGAGGCUAAUUGAGACUACCUCGUACACGUUUCGCAUCCAGGCCUUUAACGAGGCGGGCGAGGGGCCCUUCUCCACUGUUUACACCUUCACCACCCCCCGCUCCCCACCUGCACCCCUCAAAGCUCCUCGCGUGGAGCGUGUGGACGAUUCGUGUGAGCUGAACUGGGAGACACUGCCACCUAUGAAAGGAGAUCCAGUCAUCUACUGUUUGCAAUGCAUGCAGGGAAAUUCUGAAUUCAAACAGAUCUACAAGGGCUCGGCCACAUCCUUCCAUCUCCCCAACAUGAGCUCGUCCACGGAGUACCGUUUCCGUGUCUGCGCCAUCCGUCAGUGCCAGGAUGCUCCUGAAAUCACCGGCCCCUACAGCUCCACCGUCAUCCUGCUCCCCCCUCGCGUCGACACGCCUGGAGCCUCUAGUGCCACCGGGUCCAAAGCCGCCGAUGUCCAGAAGCCAAAACGCAGCCUUACGGACGAGCAGUUCUCUUUCCUUAUCAUCGCCCUGUUGGCUGUGACCUCCAUCCUAAUUGCGGUCGCCAUCCAGUACUUUGUGAUCGAAUGAGCCGUAGCGCUCUGAGGCUGCAUAAAGUUGUCCGAACAAAUGUUUUCUGUCGAUAGUUUGUUUUUGUUUAUAUUUUGUACCGGCACCAGCGUCAAGGAGCCGUGCGAAGGGAAAGAUUGCGAAAAGAAAGUUGUAGAAUUACUUCACCUACUCUAUCGUUCUAUCUUUCUUGUUCUUCGCUAUCCGUUCUUUCUCUAAGCAUGCUGUCGAAAAGAUGUUGUUGGAGUCGGAGGGCGAUUUAUUGAAGGAUCAGCAGUGAAGCUUAACGCUCAUCACAUACUCAUUGUACCACUUUCAUUUAUUUGUGUAGCUGUAGUCUUUAUGUUAUUUAUAUGUAUAAUUUUAGUUGUAAACUUUCCAGUGUGAGUUUCUAUCAGUGCUCCAAAGCUAGCUCGGUGGCCGCUCACCGGUUUGCUAUCUUGGGCCUGGGAUUGAGGGCCAGUGACUAUGCUGUCGGAGAAGAGGGCAUCUCUUUCCCGUAAGCACAUGGGAGAAGGCCCUCCGGGGGUCCCGGGCGAUCCCUGGGAGAUAAAGCCUACGACGCAAGGGAGGCGAGGCGAAACAGAUACUGCUUGAAUUAGCGUACGCUGAUUUAGCACUUUCCUCAAAACUUUUUUGAUGUUCAGAAUGUGUAAAGGAUGCAAAAAUAACUAGAGAAAUGUUAGUAUAUUUUUGUACAGUAUGACACGAGGACCUGUUCAUUGAGAUUCUGGCUUAUUAUGGGGGAGUAAGACUAUGAAUACCAAACUAACUCAGCUUAAUAGUUAUUUUUACUAUCAUGUACAUAUACUGUAGCUUGUUUUUACAAUCAAGCAGCUGCUUAGCUCCAAAAUGUUGUCAUUCAGCACAAACAAUGUACGCUUCUCAGAAACCUUUCCGUCAGUCGUUAUCUUUGCACCUUAGUGAGAAGAGAAAAAAAAUACUUCUUGAAUGCGUCUUGAUCUUGUGAUGCGUUUUAUGGAAUAUGUUCUCCAGUUGUGCAAGCCCUCCUUGUGUUUUGGCUGUUUUAAAAUUGUAGUACCAUGAACUUUGUUCUAGGAAUGGUUUAUUGAAACGGUAAUCAUUUUUUCAGAAGUCAUAUAGUAUUUUCUUAAUUUCUCUGAAGUGUUUUUCUUUUUUGGUCUUUAGUUUUAGAAACUAAAUUUGCGCAUUGUGUUAGCCUUUAUUUUUAGCAAUAUUACUUUUUGAUGUAAUCGCGAGAGUAUUGAAUAUAGGACUAAAUAUUAAUUAUAAGAUAUCUUAAAUUUUUCUUUCGAAUCAAAAAUCGGAACUUUAUUUUUAAUAUGAAACCGAAAACCUUUAAGUUGUGUCCAGCAGAGAAAUUAAGAAAAGCGCAAGGACUGGAAAUGCAAACGGCGGUAAUGAAUUCUGUUAAUCCUACGUGUACUUCCUGUGAGUUGAAAUGUUUGCCUUUUUCUCUGUAUGUUAAAGUCUCGUGACUGAUUGCCAGUGCUGCAUGAUGGCAGUGUGACAAUGUGGUCGUAGGGUUUCGUGUUGUGGUUGGUUAUGGGCAUAUGAGUGCUCUCACAAGGUACCUUGCAAGAAGUCUUUAAUGAAAAUGAAUUGCAUGAUUUGGUCUAAUAGAUAUUCUGCAAAUGUCUUCUGUUUGUCUUGUCUCAAAUUCCUAUUUUUGAUAGUGAUAAAAUGUAAUUGCAAAGUGUGCCAAUUUAACAUCUCCCCACCGUAGUAGGCUUCUAUGGUUGGUUCAUGGGAGAAAGACAAACUACAGAAAAUCAAUAAAAUAUGCACAAAAUAUUAGACCAUUUUUAUGUAAUUUUAAUGUUUGCAGUUACCUCAUACACCGUACAUUCCAAAAAAAUAAAUUUGUUAUAGUAUAUAUACUACCAGACAUAUCACUUUAAAAAUGGUCGUUAUCAGAUAGGAAAUGUAUAAUCAUAUAUAUGUAUCAAAAAUGUGUCUGUAUAGUCAUGAUAUCUACAGACAGAUCCA
This is a messenger RNA of Xyrauchen texanus (razorback sucker), 6144 nucleotides long. RefSeq names its product fibronectin type-III domain-containing protein 3a-like. Gene Ontology annotation, molecular function: protein binding. The coding region runs from base 442 to 4194 and encodes 1250 amino acids. The record is from RefSeq and is a predicted model, not a curated record. NCBI's taxonomy places the organism in Eukaryota, Metazoa, Chordata, Actinopteri, Cypriniformes, Catostomidae. The transcript has 26 exons.